This is a messenger RNA of Zygosaccharomyces rouxii, 1047 nucleotides long. It is a transcript of the gene MLO50, whose product is annotated as Mlo50p. The record is from RefSeq and is a predicted model, not a curated record. Bases 1 to 1047 code for a protein of 348 amino acids. Lineage: Eukaryota; Fungi; Ascomycota; Saccharomycetes; Saccharomycetales; Saccharomycetaceae. The transcript has a single exon.
AUGCAGUAUAUUCCCCCCAGUCAGAGAUUGUUUAACGCAAGACACAAGGUUACUAGGAAAGAUUUAGUUGAAGAUUGGGAUCAGUUAUUAGAUGUGGAUGUUGAUUAUGGGCUUUACGGCGUACCGCUAAUCGGCAGCCGUAGACGCACAGGAUCAAGCUCUGAAAGUGAUACUUCCUCCAUCUUUUCAGAUCUUUCUGGUGACUCUAGUAUUAUGGAUGUUUAUAGUCGAAUGCAAGACAACUUAAGUAUAGAAUAUGUGAUUCAAGAUAAUAAGAAAAAAAUAUUACGAGAGGAAGAAGCGUUAUCUCUAUUGAAACAAAGUGGUGGUGGUAGAUCUAGAGCUAAACAUGAGUUACAAAGGCUCAAGGAGGAAAACCGGAGUUUGUUAAGACGUAGAGAUUUACUUGAUGCACGCUGGAAUCAGAUAAGGUUCUCACCUUAUUUGCUCAUGGAAGCAAAAAGAGAUGGGUUAUAUUGGUUUGGAUUACCUUCAGAUUUAAGAAUACACAUCUACGAGUGUUGUCUCGACGACGUUCCUGUGCCAGCACCUGAUCGGUUUCUCAAUGCUCUGAAGGAUUGUGUACCGAAUGAACCAUUGGCACUACAAGUCUUUGCCAACCUACAAAAUAGACAGUCUCUAUCGUCCCAUGCGGCAAUUCCCAACGCCAAGAUCCAGUCAAAAUUCCCUGGAUUGCAUUUCCACUUACAAAACACUCUAAAAUUGAAUGUAUUUGAAGAUUUCAUCAAACCACUAAUAUUCCAUUCACUAUGCCAUGCUCUCGAACAACAUGCAGCCGACGGUGUGGCUCUAGAAUUACUAGACAUUCUGGUGCUGUCAAUGCCUCACCAAGAAUUGGAUACAGUACUACUGGACGAUUUUCUCAUGAAUGUACUCGCGCAAACCCAUCAUAAGUUCUUUGGUGAUGAAUCCGCACAAGUUAGGAGACAAGUGGUUGAAAUAAAAUUCGACUUGAUAGAAUUGCUGGAAUCAAUGCGUCAGACGAAAGCUGAUUCUUUACAACCUGUUAGACCUCUCCCCACGUGA